Molecule: messenger RNA, 273 nt
Organism: Alternaria metachromatica
Lineage: Eukaryota; Fungi; Ascomycota; Dothideomycetes; Pleosporales; Pleosporaceae
Exons: 2
Coding region: 1-273 (90 amino acids)
Cellular component (GO): cytosol
Molecular function (GO): 3'-5'-DNA exonuclease activity
Source: RefSeq, a predicted model, not a curated record
AUGAAGACCGAUGAGAACAUCGAGGUCGUCAAGCAAAUACCACUUGAGCGUCUGCAGAUCGAGACGGACGGCCCGUGGUGCGAAAUGCGACCUAGUCAUGCAUCAGCCAAGUAUCUGCAAGACGCACCUCCACUACCCAAGGCGGUCAAGAAGGAGAAGUUCGCCAAGGGCAUGAUGGUCAAGGGGCGGAAUGAGCCAGCUACGAUACCACAUGUGGCACAUGCGAUUGCAAAGAUCAAGGAGAUCACCGUAGAGGAGGUUUGCGACGCGUAA